Messenger RNA from Euleptes europaea (tarantolino), 1272 nucleotides. RefSeq names its product forkhead box H1 (gene FOXH1). Lineage: Eukaryota; Metazoa; Chordata; Lepidosauria; Squamata; Sphaerodactylidae. Gene Ontology annotation, biological process: regulation of DNA-templated transcription. The transcript has 3 exons. Bases 1 to 1272 code for a protein of 423 amino acids. The record is from RefSeq and is a predicted model, not a curated record. Gene Ontology annotation, molecular function: sequence-specific DNA binding; DNA-binding transcription factor activity.
AUGUCCGCGCCCCAAGACGCCGGCUCGGCCUGCGCCGGGCCCCGCGCCCAGCCGCCCGUCGAGGGGGCCAGGGGCAAGCGGGCCAAGGCCAAGCAGAAGCGCUACCACCGCCACCCCAAGCCCCCCUACACCUACCUGGCCAUGAUCGCGCUCGUCAUCCAGGCCGCCCCCGAGCGCAAGCUCAAGCUCUCGCAGAUCAUCAAGGAGAUCAGCGCCCUCUUCCCCUUCUUCAAGGAGGGUUACCAGGGCUGGAAGGACUCAAUCCGGCACAACCUCUCCUCCAACGACUGCUUCCACAAGGUGCUGAAGGAUCCGGCCAAGCCCAAGGCCAAGGGGAACUUCUGGACUGUGGACGUGGACCGCAUCCCGCCAGAGGCCCUGAAGCUGCAGAACACGCCUGUUUCCCGCCAGGAGGCAAGGACUUUCGUGGUGGAUCUGGCCCCCUACGUGUACCAUGGCUGGCCUUUCAGCUGCUCCCAGGCUCCUCCUGAUGCCUCUGCCCCAGAGGGGGGCUCAGGCUUGGCGGGACAGGGGGCUCCACAGAACAGCCCCUUCAGCAUCGACUCCUUGCUCAGCGAUUUCCAGGACGUGGGCCUGUGCGGCAAGCCCAGGGUGGGGGCUCAAGCCCCACAAGCCCCGACGACCGGCGUGGAUUUCUGGAGCCCGGUCCCCAUCUUCCGCAUCUCUUCCGGCCCCCCUCUGCUGCCCUGGCGGGCCUCGUGCCCCCUGCCGGCCCUGCGCUCCUUCUCUUCCUCAAGCAGCCUCUCUUCCCCUGGCUCCUCCUCCCCACAGGAAAGAGGGGCAGGGAGGCAGCAUCCCAAGAAGGGGCAGAGCCCCCCUACUCUGGCCAAGCGCCCCAGGGUCCUCCAGGCCCCGGAGAGCAGCAGCUCUGAUUCGGGGGGUGACACGCCACCCCCGCCACGUCCCCCCACCCCGCACUGGGAGGAGCUGCCCACCUCCUACAGCAAGGGCGUGGCCCCAAAUGUGGUGGCCCCCUCGAGCCCCUUCUCAGCCUUCUCCACAGUCCCAGGCCUGCCCUUCUAUAGCUCUGGGCCUUCUGGAAGCCCCUUGUCCUGGGAGCUGACCCCAGGCCCUUCCUUGGGGCCUGGUCCCCCACCGAGGCUUUCUGUGGAGCUGGACCAAGCCAUGCCCCCCAACAAGACUGUCUUCGAUGUGUGGAUGACCCACCCGUUAGACAUUGUGUCGCCAGCCUUUGCCAGGGCAGGCCCUUGUGCCAGGAGGGCCGUGCUGACUCACUAUGACCCCUCCUGA